Messenger RNA from Adineta ricciae, 414 nucleotides. Lineage: Eukaryota; Metazoa; Rotifera; Eurotatoria; Adinetida; Adinetidae. The record is from the annotation of a GenBank genome assembly.
AUGACUUCGUUAAUCGUUAUGAUGACAUUUACUAUGCAAUGUUUGAUAUUGGGAUUGAUUUUAUUUCAUCCACAUGUUUCCAGCAAGCCAAUUCUGUCUCCUGUCAAAUCGAAUUGUACCGUCAAUGUCGGCAGACGUUCGUUAACCGAAGGUCAAAACAUCGAAAUGAUGGGAAAACUUUAUAAAGUCGAACAUUGUAAACUUGAUCGAGCUUAUCACGCAUGCGGAGCUAAUCUCUUACAAAUGCUCAGCGUCGCGUGUAAUGUCAUUCAAAAGACAAAACAGAAAGUUACAGUCAACAAACGUCCACAUACUCGUGCUCGUCGAUAUAUUCAACGAAAAUUACUUACUGAAGCUUGUUGUGAAACGUUAUGCACUGUUUCUGAAAUGUUACAGUAUUGCCCGGAGAGUUAG